GACGUCAUCACAAACCUCGCCAGCGCUUCUACCGUUUCGGCUAACACUGUCAAUAGAAGAGUUGACGAAUCCGAGCGAAGUGGCCGAAAUGCAUCCAACGCAUCGAGAUCGUCUUACCAACCCCCAAUGCUACUCGGAGAAAGACGACUACGUCACGAGGUUGCGACUACAUCGAGACUACGCUCCCGAAACAAUUUCAACGACUACACCGCGAGUAACGUUACUUCAAACAUUUGAUGAAGCGGUGGAUGACGGUUGCCAUACAAAUCAAGGCACGACUUCUUGA
Paraglomus brasilianum is the source of this 286-nucleotide messenger RNA. NCBI's taxonomy places the organism in Eukaryota, Fungi, Glomeromycota, Glomeromycetes, Paraglomerales, Paraglomeraceae. The record is from the annotation of a GenBank genome assembly.